Messenger RNA from Perca flavescens (yellow perch), 1483 nucleotides. RefSeq names its product SRY-box transcription factor 1b (gene sox1b). NCBI's taxonomy places the organism in Eukaryota, Metazoa, Chordata, Actinopteri, Perciformes, Percidae. Gene Ontology annotation, biological process: positive regulation of transcription by RNA polymerase II; brain development; neuron differentiation. Gene Ontology annotation, cellular component: nucleus. Bases 233 to 1300 code for a protein of 355 amino acids. The record is from RefSeq and is a predicted model, not a curated record. The transcript has a single exon. Gene Ontology annotation, molecular function: DNA-binding transcription activator activity, RNA polymerase II-specific; RNA polymerase II cis-regulatory region sequence-specific DNA binding.
ACCGGUUUCUAUUCUUCUCGGCGCUCGCGGAUAACAGGAAAAAAGGCGAAAAGGGGAAGUGCGGACCAAGUUUACCUCUGAGUGGAUUUCAUCCUGAGACUACACACCUUUUCAUCUCUCAGUUUCUUUCAGUCUUAAUCUCUCUCUUACUCGGAAGUUUAGCUGCGCGCGGGCCAGCCUGAAUGUUUCCGUGUGUUUGACUGAGAAGUGUUGUCCUACCAAGACGAGGUGAAUGUACAGCAUCAUGAUGGAAACGGACUUACAUUCCCCCGUGAUGCCCCAGACUAACCCAUCCAACCCGGGGGGACACGCGGGAGGAGGAGGAGGGGGAGCCGGCGGCAAAGUCCCCCAGGACAGAAUCAAGAGACCCAUGAACGCAUUCAUGGUCUGGUCCCGGGGUCAGAGGCGGAAAAUGGCACAGGAGAACCCCAAGAUGCACAACUCGGAGAUCAGCAAGCGGCUGGGUGCAGAGUGGAAGGUGAUGACCGAGGCGGAGAAAAGACCGUUCAUCGAUGAGGCAAAGCGGCUCCGGGCCAUGCACAUGAAGGAACACCCGGACUACAAGUACCGGCCGCGGAGGAAGACCAAGACGCUGCUAAAGAAGGACAAAUACUCACUGGCAGGCGGGCUCCUCGGCUCACCUGCGGGUGUAGGGAUGGGCGGCGGCCAGCGACUGGAGAGCCCUGGAGGGGGCCACGCAGGAGCAAAUGCGGGCUACGCCGCGCACGUGAACGGCUGGGCAAACGGCACAUACUCUGGCCAGGUGGCGGCUGCAGCAGCGGCGGCUCACGCAAUGAUGCAAGAGGCGCAGCUGGCAUAUACGCAACACCCGGGCGCCGGAGCUCACCCGCACCACCCGCAUCACCCACAUCACCCACAUCACCACCCCCACAACCCGCAGCCCGUGCACAGGUACGACAUGAGCGCCUUAUCUUACAGCCCCAUCUCAAACUCUACACAAAGCUACAUGAGCGCCUCUCCGCCGGGAUACGGUGGUAUCACCGGCUACACUCACCAGCACCAAAGUUCCGGUAUCUCCCCGGUGUCCGGGGCGAUCGGAGGGACUUUGGGGUCCCUUGUGAAAUCUGAGCCCAGCGUGAGCCCCCCAGUUUCCACAGCUCGCGCACCACCGCCGUGCCCUACGGGGGACCUGCGGGACAUGAUCAGCAUGUAUCUGCCGACCGGCGAAGCGGCGGGGGACUCCACGGUUCAUAGCAGACUGCACGUGCUCCACCCGCAGCACUACCAGAGCAGCGGCUCCACUCCGGUAAACGGGACGGUUCCUCUGACUCAUAUUUAAAUCUCUAAAUGUACUACUAUAAGCACUACAAACCACAACCAAAUAUUUAAAUACUUAGAUGUGGGCGCAGGCUGCUGAACUGUAAAUUAAAGGCGUUUAUAGCCAUAAAAAUGCAAUCACUUUGAACAAACUUUUUUAUUGUUAAUUUUAUUUUCUUUCAGUGAUGAAUUUUGUCUGUCUGAG